Molecule: messenger RNA, 2499 nt
Organism: Penicillium chermesinum
Lineage: Eukaryota; Fungi; Ascomycota; Eurotiomycetes; Eurotiales; Aspergillaceae
Product: tRNA ligase
Exons: 1
Coding region: 1-2499 (832 amino acids)
Biological process (GO): tRNA splicing, via endonucleolytic cleavage and ligation
Cellular component (GO): nuclear inner membrane
Molecular function (GO): ATP binding; GTP-dependent polyribonucleotide 5'-hydroxyl-kinase activity; RNA ligase (ATP) activity
Source: RefSeq, a predicted model, not a curated record
AUGGCGAGAACCCAAGCAAGACAGCAAGACCCGGCCGAGGUCUCUGAGCUAUGCCAACGCCUGGAAACUGCCUUGCGGGCUCCGAAAUCCAAAGGAAAACAAUUUACCUGCAAAAAAUCCACAUUCAAGGUCUCCGGCACAAAUGACAAGUACGUCGAUUCCUGGAAGUUCCAGGACUACGAUUACAAGCGCUCUGGAUUACCCACAUAUGCGCGAGGUCUUUUCACCACCAAACGGAAGGACGGCACUCCCGAGAUUGCGACCCGAGGAUACGAUAAGUUCUUCAAUAUCGAUGAAGUGAACGAGACCCGGUGGCGGAACAUUGAGAACAACACGCGCGGGCCUUAUGAGCUUAGCGUGAAAGAAAAUGGGUGCAUUAUCUUUAUUUCCGGAUUGGAGGAUGACACUCUGCUUGUGUGCAGCAAGCAUUCCACUGGCAACAGAUCUGAUAUUGAGAUCAGCCACGCAUCGGCGGGUGAGAAAUGGGUUCAACGACACGUUGCGACAGUAAACCGAACCACCAAGGACCUGGCGCGAGUGCUUCGGGAGAACAACUUGACUGCCGUGGGUGAGCUAUGCGAUGACAGUUUCGAGGAACACGUCCUUGCCUACGAUGAGGCUGCUGCUGGAAUUUACUUGCAUGGUCUCAACUUCAACGUCCCAGAGUUCGCCACAAUGCCCGCAGAGGAUGUACACCGCUUCGCCGAUGAAUGGGGAUUCAAGAAAGCGAAGUUCGAAGUCUAUCGGGAUAUUUAUGCGGUGAGGCAGUUUCUAGAGAGCUGCGCUGAAACCGGUACAUGGGACGGUCGAGAGACUGAGGGUUUUGUGGUGCGAUGCCAGAUGCGCGCAAAUGAGAACAUGCCAUACCAAGACUGGUUCUUCAAAUACAAAUUCGAGGAGCCGUAUCUCAUGUACCGCGAGUGGCGCGAGUGCACAAAAGCGGUGAUUGCAGGUAAAAUGCCUCGAAUCAAAAAGCACCAGAAGAUCACAGAAGAAUACAUUCAGUUUGCGCGCCGAAAGUUCGUCGCUAAUCCGUCUCUCAUGCGAGCUUACAACCUGAAUCACGGAAUUAUCUCCCUGCGGGAAGAGUUUCUCCAAUCCCGAGGAAUGAACGGACCUGAAAUCAUCGCCAAGGAGGCAGAGGAAGGGCGUGAGAACGCGAAAGAGAUAGUCCUCGUUCCUGUUGCAACCUUGGGAUGUGGAAAGACAACGGUGGCCCUGGCCUUGGCUCAUCUCUUUGGAUGGGGCCACGUUCAGAAUGACAAUAUUCCCAAGCAAAAGGACAAGCCAAAGAAAUUUGCAUUCGAAAUAUCCAGGCUAUUGACCGAAAAACAAGUGGUGAUCGCUGAUCGAAACAACCAUCAACGUCGAGAGCGGCAGCAGCUGAUGGACGACGUCCUCCCUGUUUUCCCGGGCACAAAAUUCAUUGCCCUCCACUAUGUCCACGAGCCUAAAACCCAUCUGCUUCCUCAAAUCAGAGAGGUUACCCAAAAGCGUGUCAUAGACCGGGGUGACAACCACCAGACGAUUCGCGCUGGCUUGAAGGAUGACCGCGAGAUUAUGGGCAUCAUGGAGGGGUUUCUCAACCGUUUCGAAGGCGUUGACACCUCGCGGAAGCCCGAUGAAGGCUUCAGCAGCGUUAUCGACCUGGACGUCUGCGCAUCUUCGCGAGAGAACCUCGAAAACGUUGUCGCAGCACUCCACUCGCAAUACCCAGAAGUAGUUCCCAACAUGCCCUCUCCCGACGACCUGGAUGUCGCUAUCGACGCCGCAAUGAACAACUACCGAGUCGACAUCGACCUAAGCUACAGCUACUCACAAGGCAACAAUAAAAAGGAGCAAAAGGGCGAUGCUGCCAAACCCCGUACUGAAAAACAAAACAAGAAAGUAAAAGAGCGCACCCCGGAGUUCCUCGCUUCGAAGAUCGAAUUCUUCGGUAUCUUUGUCCAUGCAUCGGAGAUAAAACUAACCCUGAAUGCCCUCUUUGACUCCUCUGUUUCGCCUGAAAAAUCCCGCCUCUACAACCAACUCAUCGGCUCCCGCCGCAUUCAGCCUUCAUUUCAUGUCACCCUGAUCCACCGCGCAUCCCAGGCCGAUCAGGCCAAUAUCUGGUCGCACUACAAGGACCAGUAUAUCAAGGCGCUAGGUAAUACACCCGGUGCUAAUGAGGCCGCUGCCACCUCCCCUCCUACUCUGGGCUAUGCGCGCGUCCGGCUCGAGCGUCUCGUCUGGGACAGCAGAAUCAUGGCUUUCGUGGUUCGCAUUCUGCCUGCAAAUGAGAACGAGCCUGACGACGGGCUUCCAUGUGCGAAUCCUAUCCCCCAUAUCACUAUUGGAACGAUCUCGCCAGAUGUGAAGCCCAAGGAAAGUAACGAUCUGUUGCAGCGCUGGGCGCGGGACGGCUCUGGUGAGCAUACGGGGAUCUUUGAAGCAGAGGUACCCGCCGUGAAGGUCAUUACCGGGUCUGUCGGAGAGGUAAUGUCGAAGGGGAACUGGUGA